AGCUGUUCAACCCGCCCAUCCCGCACGCUUUCCCCUCCUCCACGCUUUUACCCUACCCGCCUCCUCCCCCACCCACUGAUCCAUUCUAGAACCUUCCAGAAGCGAACGCGAGAGCCCGGUUGGGCAUGGCGAUGGCGACGCACACGGGGGUCGCCGCCUCCAAGGUCCUCAUCCUCGUCGGCGCAGGCCUGACGGGAUCGAUCGUGCUGCGGAAUGGUCGCUUGUCCGAUGUGUUGUCGGAGCUCCAGGAGCUCAUGAAGGGCGUGAAUCAGGGAGAAGGUCCGGGCGCCCUUGAUAUGGCCCUUAUCCAAGCUCAGAUUCGAAAUUUAGCCCAAGAAGUCAGAGAUUUGACUCUAUCAAAGCCCAUUACCAUUUUGAGUGGCAAAUCUGACUCUGGUGGCAGUUUAUCAUCCUACAUACUGCCAGCUGCUGCAGUUGGAGCAUUAGGUUAUUGCUAUAUGUGGUGUAAGGGAUGGUCCCUCUCAGAUGUCAUGUUUGUCACUAAACGCAAUAUGGCCAGUGCUGUUGACAGCAUGUCAAAGCAAUUGGAGCAAGUUUCAUCAGCACUAGCAGCAACAAAAAGACAUCUAACUAAGCGCCUCGAGAAUUUGGAUGGCAAAAUGGAUGAGCAAGUGGAGAUGUCCAAACAUAUCCGGACUGAGGUCAUUGAUGUUAAAACCGACCUAUCUCAAAUUGGCUUUGACGUUGAAGCAAUUCAACAGAUGGUAGCCGGAUUGGAAGAGAAGAUCGAGUUGCUUGACAAUAAACAGGAUGCGGCUAAUGCUGGUAUAUGGUACCUUUGCCGAAUGGCAGGAGGUAUCAAAGAGGGAUUAAACACCAAGUUUUUCCAGGAAGCUGAUGAAAAACUCAAGCUCUUAGACGUGGCUCAAACUGAAAAGAAGUCGGUGAAGGGUCUUGAGCUAUUUCUGGAGAGCAGCACCAAGGAAGUGAAGGCAAUCGACUCCAAGCCUAACACCAUUGCACAGAACGAUGCCAAGAAACCCAUGAAAACGUUUGAUGUGCCCCUUAAGAGUGCUGCGGUGCACAGAUCAAACAGGGUCUUGUUUCGGAAGGAAGGCCUUGCGUUGUGAUCAACGCUUGCCUCAUCGCUUGCUCUGUACAUUGCAUUCUUGAUUGCUUUGUUUGAUAGAAAAUAUAGAAGAAUAAACCUGCAUCCGGAGUGAUGAUUUUCCAGGAUAGACAGGUGUGGGGUUUUUAUCUGUCGAAAAGCAACUUGUAUCUUUUUUAUUUGUAUUUUGAUUCAGUUACAUGUUUUGAUUUGAUAUUGUUCACUUGUAAACAAAGUGAGGGAAAAUAAAUAAAUCUAAUACGUUUUGCUUUCCUGUUG
This is a messenger RNA of Lolium perenne, 1348 nucleotides long. RefSeq lists its product as uncharacterized. Lineage: Eukaryota; Viridiplantae; Streptophyta; Magnoliopsida; Poales; Poaceae. The record is from RefSeq and is a predicted model, not a curated record.